CUGUGAGCUUUCACUGGGCGCAUGCGCAGGUGGAGAGAUGGCGGCGCUCGGUGUACGGGUUGUGUGUGUCUGUGUGUUGCUGGUGAUCGGUGUAACAGCGGCGGCCGCCGAGGAAAAGAAGAGGAAAAAGAAGGACAUCCGGGACUACAAUGACGCGGACAUGGCUCGGCUGCUGGAGCAAUGGGAGGUCGAAAGAUGAUGACAUAGAAGAAGGUGAUCUGCCAGAGCACAAAAGAAAGCCGAAUCCAGUAGACUUCACCAAACUUGAUCCCAGUAAUCCGGAGGGCAUCCUGCAGAUGACCAAGAAGGGAAAGACUAUAAUGGUCUUUGCCACGGUGUCUGGAAACCCCACAGAGAAGGAAACCGAAGAACUCACAAGCCUGUGGCAGGGCAGCCUUUUCAAUGCUAACUAUGACCUUCAGAGGUUUCUUGUGGGGCCGAACCGUGUGAUCUUCAUGCUGCGGGAUGGUGGAUAUGCAUGGGAGGUGAAGGACUUUCUGGUUGGCCAAGACCGGUGUGCAGAUGUAACACUAGAGGGACAGGUGUACCCUGGGAAAGGAGCAGAUGGUAAUGCAAACAUCAAGAACCUUAAUAAACCGGAGAAGGAAAAGAAAAAGAGUGACACUAAGAAAUCAAAGUCUUCCAUUGAGACUAACCGAGCAUCGCCCUCAAAGGAAGAUUUAUGACCUAUUGCUGAUCUCUAAAAUUCAGGGACACUUAAUGCCCACCCUGUACAUGUAAUCUCAUGUAGAAGUAUUAAUGAUAUACAAAUUGGGCAGAUUUGCUUUUUUACAAAUACAAUGAAGAUUUUGGUACAGU
This is a messenger RNA of Rana temporaria (common frog), 819 nucleotides long. RefSeq names its product mesoderm development LRP chaperone (gene MESD). Gene Ontology annotation, biological process: protein folding. The coding region runs from base 150 to 686 and encodes 178 amino acids. NCBI's taxonomy places the organism in Eukaryota, Metazoa, Chordata, Amphibia, Anura, Ranidae. The record is from RefSeq and is a predicted model, not a curated record. The transcript is spliced from 3 exons.